Molecule: messenger RNA, 2550 nt
Organism: Acinonyx jubatus (cheetah)
Lineage: Eukaryota; Metazoa; Chordata; Mammalia; Carnivora; Felidae
Gene: CD24
Product: CD24 molecule
Exons: 2
Biological process (GO): cell adhesion
Cellular component (GO): external side of plasma membrane
Source: RefSeq, a predicted model, not a curated record
CUCGGGGGCCGCGCCUGACGGGGGGGGGGAAGCCACCCUCAGGGGACCGGCUGCGCCCCCACCGCGGGCCGCGGACUGGGGCGCAGAGAGAGAAUCCCGCAUAAUCUGGCCUGGGGGAGGACAGCGUGGAGCCCGCUUUCGGCUCCCUGGCGGGCUGCCCCCACCCUCCACGGCCCCGGGAACAAUGCACCUCCGCGCGUGGGCCGGGAGGCCCCUACCCUGCCCUGCCCUAAGUCCCAGGCAGCGCCUUCUGAGGCCGACUGGCGCCUGCCACCCGCUUUUGCCCAGAGGUCCGAAGCACUAGCGGAGAGAAUGAACCCUUCCCACCUCUGGAGCGCCCGCAGACCCCAGGCCGUUCCGGGAGGGCGUCCCGCGUCCCUCUAGGAGUGUCUUCGCGCCCCUUGCGCACACACAAAGAGGGGACGAUCCCUUUCGGGGACGCCGCUCUCACUCCCAUCCUCCACUCCCCUGGUUCGGGGAUGCCGAGGAAGCCCCGGCUUUCUGGCCCUGUUAACCCACCCCAGUCCCCCGUGGGUCUGGCUGAAGCCUGGGCGGGGACCGGCUCCGGACCCUGCGCUCUCCCGGGUACGACCUUACAUGACACGUCCACCUCUUGUCACCUCGUUAUCCCAUAGUAGCUCCCAUCGGCUACCUCUGGGCAGGCGACGGGUGGGACGUUGCGUCCCAAGUCCGCGCCAGGCUUUGUCUCCAUCUCCGCCGCCCCCUCCUCAGAGCCUCUAUCCAGGGAACCGCCUCGUGUCAGCGCGGUUACGAGGACUGCGCUGCCCCGCAGGUGGGUGCGCGGCGGCCUCGAGGGAGGCUAGGGGCUGAGCCUGGGAGACCCGAGCGGGAGGGCGCUGGGGGGCGAGAAGGAUUUAUUCAAAUCAAACAACUGUUGUAACGCUUUCAAGUAACCCCUCCCAGAAUACCUCGACUGCCCCAAAUACAGCUAAUGCCACCACCACCACGGCAACUGGCGGUGCUCUCCAGUCAACAGCCAGUCUCUUCGUGAUCUCACUCUCCCUUCUACAUCUCUACUGUUAAGAGACUCAGGCCAAGAAACAUCUAAUACUUCCCCAUCUUCUAAACCUAAUCCAAAUGGCGUCUAGACAUCUGGUGUGACAAGGAAAAAAACAGGUCUUCAGUGAAUCUGCUAAUUCCACACCUUAUUUUAUUGACACAGAAAAUGUUGAGGAUCCCAAAUUUGAUUGGUUUGAAGAACAUGUGAAGGGUUUGACUAGAUGAUGAAUGUCUGUUAAAUCUACUGGAGUUUCAUGUACAAGAUGAAGAGACAACAUCCAAGAUUAGUUAAGAGAUGAUUUCUUUAAAUGUGGCUUAAGAAGUAUGGACACCUAAAAUUCCACCUUGAAAAUGAGAAUAGAUUUUAUCUUACCUAGAUACAAAGGAUGGGAUGUAAACAGAAUCCGUUUUCACUUGGCUCAUUAAAUCUUUAUGGCCAUAAAACAGUUAGGUAAUACAAAAAGCUUCCAUGAUUCUAUUUAUAUGUACAUUAGAAGGAACUUCCAGGUGUCACUGUAAAUCCUCAAUGCAUUGUCUCAGCAGUACUAAUUUAAUGCCUAUGUACUCUAGAUAAAGUUUUACAUUGUUAAGCUAUCACUGUUUCUUGGGAACUGAACUCUUUCCUCUGAGGCUUUGGAUUUGACAUUGCAUUUGAUUUUUUUAUAUAGUAAUUGACAUGUGCCAGGGCAGUGAUGGAUUGGAAUCUACCCCGGAUUGAAGCAUAAUGAGUAAAUUUUGCUUACACACUAUCACUUAGUCCUGUUCAACAAGAGUGCCAGAUUCAUUUAGCUAAACUGAUUCCAAAGAGUAGAAGUACAUUGACCUCAACUAAUUUAAGAAUGCUUUGUAUUUCUGCAUAUGCUGAAUACUUUUUACGAUUUAAAAAAUGAUCUGUUUUGAAGGUAAAAUCGACAAAUCUUGAAAUUAAAAAGGCAAAAUAUGUGCCGGAGCCAAAAUUGUAAAUCAAGUAUUUGGGAAGUGAAGAUUGGAAGCUUGCUUACAUUAAAUUCGGAAAAACUUUUAUACUCUUUCUGUAAAUACUUUUUUUUUUAACUCUGAAUCAGAAUAGCCACAUUUGGAACGCUUUCUGUUAGUCAAUAUUUUUAGAUAGGUAGAACCUGGUCCUAAGCCUGAAGUGGGCUUGAUUCUGGAAAGUAAAUCUUUUCACAACUGCCUCGAUGCACAGAAAGCUUUUUAAAAAUAGACACUCUAAGGUCUUUUGUUCGCAUGGUCACACACCGAUGCUUAGAUGUUCCGCUAUCUAAUAUGGCCACAGUAGUCUUGAUAACCAAGGUCCUUUUUUCCCAUCUUUAGGAACCCACACCAGAAAAACUGUAUCCAGCAGAUCUCAAGCUACUGUGUGUGUGAAUGAACAUUCCGUUUUGUUUCAUACCUGAAUGCUGUACAUCUAUUUUGGAUUGUAUAUUGUGUUUGUGUAUUUAUGCUUUGAUUCAUAGUAACUUCUCAUGUUAUGGAAUUGAUUUGCAUUGAACACAAACUGUAAAUAAAAAGAAAUGGCUGAAAAAGCAA